UGUGUGUGUGUGUGUGUGUGUGUGUAGGAGAUCCAGCACGAGAUCAGCUGCAGGAUGUCCAUCAGUGAUUACCUGAUCAAACCCAUUCAGAGAAUCACCAAAUACCAGCUUCUGCUCAAGGAUUUCCUCAAGUACACGUCGAAAGCAGGACUGGACUGCGAGGAGAUCGAGAAAGCGGUGGAUCUGAUGUCGUUGGUCCCGAAGCGCUGCAACGACAUGAUGAACCUGGGGAGGCUGCAAGGAUACGAGGGGAAGCUGACGUCCCAGGGCAAGCUGCUGCAGCAGGAGACCUUCUGUGUUUCGGAGCAGGACGAGAGGGUUUUAUCUCGCAGUAAAGAGCGCCGCGUUUUCCUGUUCGAGCAGAUCAUCAUCUUCAGCGAGCUGCUGCGCAAAGGGUCCAACAACCCGGGGUACCAGUUCAAGAACAGCAUCAAGGUGAGUUACCUGGCCAUGCAGGACGUCGUGGACGGAGAACCCUGUAAGCUGGUUCUGUGGUCCAGAGGUUCUCCGGAGAGGUUCACCCUGCAGGCGUCCUGCGACUCCAUCAAGAACACCUGGACGGAGACCAUCGGCACGCUGCUGGACGCGCAGAACAACUUCCUGUCAGCGCUCCAGUCUCCCAUCGAGUACCAGAGGAAAGAGGGCGGGAUCUCAGUGACUCGCCCUCUGUCGUCAGGGCGACCGCCAUCAGCCCCGCCCACUCCCAACGGACACGCCCCCCCAACCGACAACGAGCAGGACGACCAGGAGCUGGUUCUGGUUCAGUCAGACUUUGUGGCCGUGCGGGAGGACGAGAUCUCGGUGUUUCGUGGAGAGAAAGUUCAGAUCCUGGCAUCGAACCAGCAGGGUCAGAGUCUCGUCUACCGGCCGGCCAACAGCGACUCCCCGGCCGCCGAGGGCUGGGUGCCACGCAGCGCCCUGAACAAACACUGACACACAACAACAACAACACACAGAGUUUACACACAGGAAGCUCUGCGGGGGGGCCGGGCCAGAGGCAUGCUGGGAGAUUAUUUUAGGGGAGAGUCUGAAGACGGGAGACGUUUCGAUUUCUUCACGAAGUUAUGAGAACAACGUGUUAGACUUUGGUGAACAAUCAGAACAUUUAGAACAUUUGUCGAGUUUUAAGAAAAGUAUAUUAGAAUUUUGACAGAGUCGUUGUUUUGUCUCCUUGCUCCACCCCGGACUAAUUCAUAAAUAUGUUCCAGCCACACCUCGGCCCAGCUUCCUCUCCAGGAUCCAAUCAGGCGCUCCCAGCCACAGGGACUGUUAGUCUCCUCCCGCCUGGUGCUUUCAAGUGAAAAAAACAAACACUCCUCGAGUUUACUGCCCGCAAAACUGUUUCCUGUUUGGCGU
This is a messenger RNA of Notothenia coriiceps (black rockcod), 1356 nucleotides long. Its product is annotated as kalirin-like. NCBI's taxonomy places the organism in Eukaryota, Metazoa, Chordata, Actinopteri, Perciformes, Nototheniidae. Gene Ontology annotation, molecular function: guanyl-nucleotide exchange factor activity; protein binding. Bases 55 to 933 code for a protein of 292 amino acids. Gene Ontology annotation, cellular component: cytoplasm; postsynaptic density; extrinsic component of membrane. The transcript is spliced from 7 exons. The record is from RefSeq and is a predicted model, not a curated record. Gene Ontology annotation, biological process: intracellular signal transduction; axon guidance.